Molecule: messenger RNA, 791 nt
Organism: Cannabis sativa
Lineage: Eukaryota; Viridiplantae; Streptophyta; Magnoliopsida; Rosales; Cannabaceae
Product: non-specific lipid transfer protein GPI-anchored 16
Exons: 4
Coding region: 65-694 (209 amino acids)
Source: RefSeq, a predicted model, not a curated record
AAUUCACACAUAUCUAUAAAUCAUCUUUUUACCCAAAACACACUUCAGAAAACGAAUCACACUAAUGGAAGGGCUGAAAACAUUCCAAUCAAUAGCAUACAUUAUUCUUAUCCUCAUCUGUUUAGUAAAUGGACAGAUUUCUACACCAUGUACAUUCACAAUGAUAACUAGUUUCACUCCAUGCCUGAAUUUCAUAACGGGGAGCAGUAGUAAUGGUCAGUCACAGGCCCCAACCACAGGCUGUUGCAGCUCAUUAAGGACCCUAUUGAGCUCUGGUAUGGACUGUGCUUGUCUUCUAGUAACUGCUAGUGUCCCUUUUCAACUUCCCAUUAACCGAACUCUUGCCCUUUCACUCCCAAGUGCUUGCAACAUGAAUGGUGUCCCAAUACAAUGCAAAUCUUCUGGUACUCCUCUUCCAGCUUCAGGGCCUGCCAUCUUACUAAACCCCAGUCCUGCUCCGGAAGCUGAUUCUCCCACAUCAUUAGUUUCCAAGGUAACAUCGACCGAUCCUAAAUCAGAAGAUACGAGCCCAGCAGCUUCUCCAGUGACUGGAUCAGAAGGCCCAACAAAAUUAAAUCCAGGGAUCAGACCAGUGUUGGGCCCAUCAUCAUCUGCUCCAACUUUGACUCAUCUUAUUCCAUCUUCUCUUCCUCAUAACAUCAUAGCAACCAUGAUAUAUUUGAUCCUCUUCUAACUUAUAUUAUGAGUUUCUUUACAUGUAUCAUUGUGCUAAAAAAUGUUUGCUAGAUCUUAAUAAGUACUUACGUCUCUUAUUUUAAUAUUGGAAUAUU